UAGAAAGCCAUUAAUUUUAAGUAUUCAUUACUAAACUGCUCAGAGGUUUUUUAAUGUGCUGUGUCAAUCUCUUUCUCAGCAAGUAAUGAAAUUGUUGGCUUGAUUGCUUGCCUAAUUAUUCAUGGCUUCCCAUGUGCACGACGGCAUAAGUUUCUUAUAACAGGGGAGACUCCUCCAUUAAUGCUUAUGUUCCUUAUAUAAUCAUUAGCUUGCAGAUCUUUGGUCUGGAAUGUAUUUUAUCUUCAUCUUUUACUGAGCUUUUACACAUUUUCUGCAAAAAUGAAGUCUAAGAGCUCAGCUUCUGUAUUCUCCCUGCUUGUUGCAGCACUGCAAGUUUGCUUCUUUUUGCUAUCUGUGCAGCCUACUUAUGGUCUUGGUGGAUUUCCUGUAAAGAAACUGUCAAGAAAAACACAGAGAUCUUUGGCUGGGAAUCUUGGGGGUGGUGUAGAUUACAGCUCUGCUCUUCUUAUUGUUGUUUCUCAAAAGAAAGGUGAAGGGGAUUUUAGUAAGGUGCAAGAUGCAAUCAAUGCUGUUCCUGUUGAUAACAAAAAUCUUAUCUUCAUUCGUGUUCUGCCUGGAAUUUACAGGGAAAAGGUGACCAUUCCUGUAGAGAAGCCUUACAUAAUUCUAAGUGGGCGUAACGCGAGCAAUACUGUGAUAACCUGGAACGAGAAUGCUGGAGCCACGGGAGGCACGUAUUUCUGUGCAACAAUGACAGUAUUGGCUUCUGAUUUUGUAGCAAGAUUUAUCACAAUACAGAAUUCAUAUGGUCCUGGCGAUCAAGCCGUUGCAAUAAGGAUUUCUGCAGACAGGUCUGCAUUUUAUAGCUGCAGAUUUCUAGGCUUUCAGGACACUGUACUUGAUGACAGUGGAAGACAUUACUUCAAAAACUGUUUCAUUGAAGGUGCCGCAGAUUUUAUAUGCGGUGAUGGGCAAUCCAUCUAUGAGCAAUGUCAUCUUCACACAAUUCCUCUGUUGAACGGAGCCAUUACAGCACAGAAAAGGCUCUCUGCAGGGGAACAAACAGGAUUUGUGUUUAUUAACAGUAAGAUAACAGGGGCUGGUUUAAUGCUUCUGGGCAGAGCAUGGGGACCUUACGCCAGAGUUAUAUUUGCUCUCACCUUCAUGGAUAAUAUUAUCUUUCCUCAAGGAUGGGAUAACUGGAAUGAUACUUCUAGAGAAAAGACUGUAACUUUUGCUCAGUAUAAAUGCUCUGGACCAGGAGCAAAUAGUGCAGGAAGAGUUCCAUGGUCAUUUGAGCUGAGUGAUAAAGAUGCGGCGCCAUUUCUGAGCAGCAGUUUUGUUAAUGGAGAGCAGUGGAUCAAGAAAAUGCCCACUCGUUUGACAAGAGCUACCAAUCUUAUUCCCAAAAACGGUUGAUGAGAAUUAUGGAGACAUUUUUAACAAGUUGGAAUUUAUUCUUAUGCUUAUUAACAUCCCAUGUUAAUUGUUGGGUGUAUUCUAUCAUAGGUAGUUUUGAUUGAGUCAUUCUUACUCCGAUUGUUGCUGAUAUUGUAUUCUUUCGAUUUGAGUUUAUACUUUAUAGUCACAUCAACCAUUUAUUAUAAACCUUUUGAGGAUUUUGUCUAAUAUACAUUGAAAUGAAAUAUCAUUUGAGG
Cryptomeria japonica (Japanese cedar) is the source of this 1619-nucleotide messenger RNA. RefSeq names its product putative pectinesterase 11. The coding region runs from base 280 to 1380 and encodes 366 amino acids. The record is from RefSeq and is a predicted model, not a curated record. Gene Ontology annotation, biological process: cell wall modification. The transcript is spliced from 5 exons. Lineage: Eukaryota; Viridiplantae; Streptophyta; Pinopsida; Cupressales; Cupressaceae. Gene Ontology annotation, molecular function: pectinesterase activity.